Procambarus clarkii (red swamp crayfish) is the source of this 3623-nucleotide messenger RNA. Lineage: Eukaryota; Metazoa; Arthropoda; Malacostraca; Decapoda; Cambaridae. The record is from RefSeq and is a predicted model, not a curated record.
AACUUGGAGGAGGUUGUGGCAGCCUCCCAAACACUUGGAGGAGCAACACCUUGGCAUUGGGUGGAGAUAACUUUUGCAAAUUACACCUACAGUAUUGCAAAGGAGGAAGAUAACAACAUGUUAAGGACACAGUUUGCCAUUUGCAAGUGUUUCUUCACAAACAACAUAUUCAUAAAAGAAUAUAAUAUGCAUGUAACGUACCAAGGCAGAGAGCAGUUUUUACAUGAUUAUUCAGAGGUUUUGCAGUCUAAAGGAUGCCACAACCUGGAGUUGCUUCUUCCUAAGUUGGAAGCAGAAUCUUUGAGGCGCAAGCAUCUUCACGAUAACAGUUGGAAACGUCAGUUGAAAGUGUCUAAAGAAUAUAAGCCUAUGCAUCCACAAAUAUUUACAUUACAGCCAUCAUUCUUGGCUCCCAGGUUUCAUGAAAUAGUCAAAUGCAGUCAAGAGGACAAGCAAACACUUGAGGGCAUUGCCAGUUGCAUCGAAAGUCACCAGAACCGUAUUUAUUCCUUCCCUGUGUUCACUGAAGAAUUUUGUCAACUUUUUCUUGAAGAGAUAAGAAAUUUUGAAGAGUCCCCACUUCCAAAAGGUCGUCCUAAUACCAUGAAUCAGUAUGGGAUUAAUUUAGAUGAACUUGGGUUUGACAGUCUUAUAUCAAAUCUUCGUACAACAUACAUCACACCACUUACAAGAUUGCUCUUCCCAGACGUGGGAGGUGAUUCUCUAGACUCUCAUAAGGCAUUCAUUGUCACUUACAAAGAAGGUGAAGAUGUGGAUCUGGAUUACCACUUUGACAAUGCAGAGGUAACUCUCAAUGUUUCCCUAAAUGAAGACUACAGUGAUGGAGACCUUUACUUUGGACCAAUGAGGACUGAAAUUUCUAAUCAACGAUUUGGUUACACUCACAAGCUAGGCAAAGGAUUAUUGCAUCGUGGCCAACAACUUCAUGGUGCACUGCCCAUCUCGGAUGGUGUUCGAUAUAAUCUUAUUGUAUGGAUGCGGUCAUCUCAAGUCAGAAAUGAACUGUGUCCAAUGUGUGAUGAAAAGCCAAUUCUAGUCCCUGUGAAGCAUGGGUAUGGAGAUGGAUUUAUUGACCAAAAACAGUGCUCCAUUGGUUUUUAUAGAAGAAUUGUGAUAUUCUUGAAUGUUAUCAUUAUAAAAAGAAGCAUUUUGCAAAGUAAUAUAGUAGUACCUCUUAUCCAAAUUUAUAAGGACCAAGGAAAUUUCAGAGAACUAAUAUUUCUGCUAUUUGGACAACUCCUAGGCCACAAUCCAAUUUACCUAAUACAGUUAAGCAUCUCAACUGUGAAGAUGCAAAAUUGAAAGAAAUUCAAAAUAAUGUACACUACUUGUAUAAAAAUGCAAAACAUUGCUAGAAAUCUUUAUGCCAUGUUGUUACUCUUAUAAUGGUCAGAAAAAAUAAUUUUAAGAGAACGUUUGUCCUCAUCAAUCCCCCCCCCCCCCCCCCCCCCCAUGUAUGCAGUGCCUUUUAAAGUUAUCUCAUAUUGGAAAGUACUUUAAAUAUAUACUGCACUAAUGAUUUUUAAUGCACUGUAUAUAUUACAUUUUCUUUACAACUAAAUAAUAAAAACAAUUAACUGGGUAAAUAAAAUGAUUUUUAAAAGCAAUACCAUGUUAAGAUAGCAUUGGAAGCUACAGGCACAGUAUAUAAUAUCCAAAAUUGCCAGUGGGUUCAGACCCAGCCACUUCUGAUUUAGGUGUUCGCAUUAGAUGCUUAGAUACCUAUACUUUACUAUCAAAUAAAGUACAGUAUUAAAUCAUUGUUAUGAUGUUUCGGUCACUAUGGCCCAGUAACCGGGUUCUUGAUGGAUUAACCUCGUUUAGUGUAUACGACCCCAAGUCAGUAGUAUGUUUUCAAGAAUUGGCUAUAUAGUGCAAUAAGAAAAGGGGUGAUGAACAACACACACAGUUCCCUUCACCAAUAUACAAUAUUUUCACUUUCAACAUUAAAAUAUAAUAAAUAGAUUAUUACUACACUUAUUUACAGUGAUGUCACUUUCACACAGGACACCAAAAGCGCUCGCAUGCAAUGUUCGCCAACCCCAGUACUUCGUCCACUCGUACUGGAAAAUACUGGCGAGUUCACCUUUUAAGUGGGCCAGCCCACCAACACAGUAUCACGAGGUGCCUAUACCCCACUAUCACUCUCCAGCCACUCGCUGGCAGAGGACUUAAGCCACACACUGAUCAGGGUCACUAACAACCACAUACAAGGGUAGCUAAUUCCUGGCAGAAGCCUCUAGGAACAUGCUAGCAGCACUUCACCACAGGCACCUCACUGUCGUCCGUUACUCUCAUAAGCCAAUCCCAGGGUAUGCCGAUCUGUAUCAACACUGCGAAAAUUAGCAGCUAACACACUGCUCAGAUCGGCGGCUGCUUACUAAUCGUCUUCCAGGACCAAGCUGAGAGUAUGUGAACUGCCCAAGGUAAACUGCCUUCCUCCUGGCGAUUGCCUCCACACGUCACCUCUGUGGACAAAAACGUUAUCAGUUACAUGGACUGUACACUGGGGAAACCAUGAGGUAACACUCAUUCACCUGGGAGUUGACAUUAUGCUCCGUAGCACAACAGAUGGCGCUGAUCUUGAUACUCCCACCACCAGAGGUCAACCACAACGACCUCUCUUGCUAACCAGGGCAGGAAACAGAAGCCAUUGAUCGCUGCCACGCCACCACCAAUAGAUGGCGUGAUUUACAUAGUAUCCAAUAUCAGGGGGUUGGAGUGCAGACCCAUAGAUGGCGCUGGAAUUGCCACUCUGUACUCCGACGAAGGUAACAAGACCGUAACAUAUGAUAUUUUCAGUUUUCAUGGUAUGAAGAGACAUUAAUCUAAAGAAAACUGGGAAGCAGAAUCAGAAAAUGAAGCUAAAAAAUAUUAUAAACAACACACACAUUGAACUCCAACAAAUCAUCCACAAUGGUGGAUGAUAUGUUGUACUAGACUAGUACUCCUUGUGAGUUAAAUACAGUACUGUACAUACAAAAUGCAUUACCUUUUGAUAACCUACAGCCACCUAGCUUUGUUCUCUACUAUAUCCUGUGUACAAUUCAUGCUCAUUCCUCACACACUCAUUCACAAUUUCUAGCCCCAUCUCCUCAGCUUCUGUUCCUUCCCUUGAAGCUCACCUGUUUAUCAUCCCAUCAUUCGGCAUUAUCAAACCACUUCAGUAUCUUCUCUUAUUAUUUCUGUACUGUCUUUUCAUUCCUUAUCUUGUAUAUCAGUAAUACACCUAUAUUUUCUUGCGUUGAAUGGAUGAUCUUUAUGGCAGGUGACCAUAUUGAACAUUUUUAAACUCCUGUAUAAAGAUUUGUAUAUAAGAGGUUAAUGUAUGGGAUGAAGAUGUUUGGGUGAAAUCUUACAUGCCAGUUGGGUAGAAAGAGAGCCAAUAUAUUAUGUGGCCUGAGGAUGCAUAAGAUUCCCUUGUGGAGAAUGCACAGGAUAGGCAGGCGCCCAAGAUAGUUAUGAAAUAUAUACUGUAUUGAUUUUUCUGUUUUACAUUCUGUAAAUGUUUUCACAAUUAGACAUUUACAUGAUAUUUGCUUGAGUCUGUAUCUGUAGAUGACUCUUAAUUAUAUACUGAAGUAAUAUACUGGAACAAAUCA